AUGAACCAUGGCUACGGUAACAAUAGUGAAAGGAUAGUAAAAAUUGCCAAACACAAAGAAGAUAAAUAUUACUAUUUCCAGUUGAAAGUAUCUGCAAAGUUAAUCGAUUUUCGGUGA
This is a messenger RNA of Caenorhabditis briggsae, 117 nucleotides long. The record is from RefSeq and is a predicted model, not a curated record. Lineage: Eukaryota; Metazoa; Nematoda; Chromadorea; Rhabditida; Rhabditidae. The transcript has a single exon. The coding region runs from base 1 to 117 and encodes 38 amino acids.